AUGUCGUCAAAGACGGCGCAAGCACCCAAGGGCAAAGAGACCCCGAGCGCAGGCGCGCCGAACCAGACGCUCUAUAUCAAGAAUCUGAAUGACAAGAUCAACAAGAACGAGUUGAAAAGAGCUUUGUACAUGCUCUUCACAACGCAUGGCCCUGUGCUUGAUGUGGUCACGAACCGGGUGGGCUCAAAGGCACAGAGCAUGAGGGGCCAAGCUCAUGUGGUAUUCCGCGACGUGCAGACAAGCACUCAAGCUAUGCGAGCUCUACAAGGAUUUGAACUCUUUGACAGGGAGAUGGUCAUCGCAUAUGCUAGAGGCCAAUCCCAAAUUAUUCCUAAGCUACGCGGCACGUUCGAGCCACCAACCGCUUCGACUACAGCCCCAGGAACGACCGAUCUACAGAAAUCCAUUUUCAGCGCCCCACCUGGUGCAGUCCCCGCAAAGCCAGUCGAGAAUGGUGUCAAUCAAACUGAAGAGACAGCUGCCACUGUACCUCACGGCAUCAAGCGAACGCGUGAAGAGGAGGAAUCUGACGAGAAUGAGGUUUCCAUGGAGGAAGAUGAGGACGAUGCAUCGAUGGAAGAGGACGACGACGACUGA
This is a messenger RNA of Exophiala aquamarina CBS 119918, 597 nucleotides long. RefSeq lists its product as uncharacterized. The record is from RefSeq and is a predicted model, not a curated record. The coding region runs from base 1 to 597 and encodes 198 amino acids. Gene Ontology annotation, biological process: mRNA splicing, via spliceosome. Lineage: Eukaryota; Fungi; Ascomycota; Eurotiomycetes; Chaetothyriales; Herpotrichiellaceae. The transcript has 3 exons. Gene Ontology annotation, molecular function: pre-mRNA intronic binding; U12 snRNA binding. Gene Ontology annotation, cellular component: U12-type spliceosomal complex.